Molecule: messenger RNA, 1431 nt
Organism: Amoebophrya sp. A25
Lineage: Eukaryota; Dinophyceae; Syndiniales; Amoebophryaceae
Source: the annotation of a GenBank genome assembly
AGGACUUGUUCGCUCUCGUGGUUAGGAUCUUUUCGGUGUUACUUUCCGUCUGUUUCCUGUGUUGCAGAAAAUCAUGAAGUCUCACCGUAAAAGUAGCCAUGUUCUUGAGUAAACUCUUUAGUCGUAAGAAGAACGACCGGCGACUUCAGCGAGAAAUCUGGUCGUCGUCAAUCAGUAUAAUUUUUCACCUCGCACCAGCACAGCGCAGGCGCUUCUUCUCUAAUAAGUCAGAAGCAACAAGCACAAACUCGAUUGCUACCAGCUUCUCUACUCUCUUUGAAACACCAACAACUAGAACUAUCUUCAAAAACAUCAUCAACAUGACUGGAGCUUUCCAAAUUGCUCCACAUGAGCAUCACCCAGCUUCUCUCCGCAACAGGGAACCAAUCUGGGAGAAGCUAGGACCUGUGUUGCAGGAUAUUGUUGCUGAUUCUACCUGCAGAAAAGCAGGAACCUCCAUCGGAGAAGUGCAUGUGUUGGAAGUUGCUUCCGGAACUGGUGCUCAUGUAGAAUUCUUUCAUGAGCAGAUCAUCCUCAAGUCGCAGUCGGAGGUGGGUUGUACUAAUAAAACUGCGCCUAGUGGUGGUUCAUCUAAUGAGGAAGCGACUAUACAACCCUUUAUGAAGCUGAUCUGGCAGCAAACGGAGAAAACUUCAGAUAUGGCACAACGAAUAACCGAUACCAUGCAGAUUGCCGAACGAAAUGAUCAACAGCAAGAUGCUGGCACACCUAGUACAAGCACAUCCCUCUCGCCUUCGUCCUCCUUUUCCGUCGUCCGUCCACCAUUGGUUCUCGAUUUGCUGAAUGUAGGCGAUAGUGAAGUUCUUAGUACGGAGGGAUCUCCUUCGACACAAGGUGAAGGUCAUCCUUUGUACGACCUGAUCUUCGCCUGCAACGUGAUUCAUAUUUCGGAGUGGACUGCUACGGAGAAUCUAUUCCGAGAUUUGAUCGGUAAAAGGGUCCAUCCUCGCAACGUGGUCAUCUAUGGACCGUUUAAACGGUAUGGAGAGUUCACGACCGAAUCUAACGCAGACUUUGACACUAACCUCAAGAGUCGGGAUCCAUCAUGGGGUCUGCGAGAUUUGGAGAGUGUGGAAAAGCUCUCUUGGGAAGUGGGGUAUAAGUUGAAAGAAGUACAUGAGAUGCCAGCAAACAACUUUUUGUUGCGUUUUGACAGGGAUGAUGUAUACGCAAAUAUAUGAUAACAAGAGUAGAGAGAAGAUUCUUUGGAGCAGGAUAGCAGCAUGAGUAGCAAUAUUGUAGUGCCGCAGCAUUUGACUGUGUACUCAUUCUCGCUGGUUCUAAUAAGGUGGUGGUUCGAUGUAACACAUAGCAGACGUAAGACGUAGCGGCAUCGUCCAGCUUCCCUAAUGGCUAUUGCAAGGGACCGAGAUCCUAACGAAGAUCUACGUCUACAGUUUGAAGAUCUAG